CUUGUGGUCACGUGGCGGAUAAAAUGGCGGCGCUGUUACGUCACCACCAAACGUCAAAAAUACGUAAACAAAAUACAAAAUAGUAACAAAAUCGAAAAAUGCUGCGGCAAAGACUGAGCCAAAAGUACGAAAGUACCCCACUUUCGUCACGUAGAUCUAACCUCAAAACGGAAAAGCCCGUUUUGAGCGAGUGGAGAUUGGCUCUAGUGGGGCUAGUGUUGUCUUUGACAGUGAUUGUGACGAAAAUCUACUCCGCCCAUCAUUAUGACAUUAAACAGUUUUUUGUCGAACGUCGUUUGUUUACGUUUGAAACUGUCAAUGACGAUGGUAACGUGAUGUAUUAUCACGUUUGGAAAAAUGUUGUGAAAUUUAGUAAAGUUUGGUUACCCGUCGUUUGUGGCAUUUUUACGACUUAUUUCACCUGGUUGAUGGUUUAUUUGGACUCGGAUGUGCCAGGGGUGCAACCACCAAGCCCCCUUUCGCCCAAUAAAUACAAGUCACGAUCAGGACAUUCGUUUCAUCUAAACUACGUUUUUGCACUCAUUAUGGGAAUCUCAGUCGCUUUUUACAUGUACUGGCGGAAUAUUAACAUCGAAUUUUCUUAAUUGCGUAAGUAAUUAUAUUCACAAAAGUAUUAGUUAUGAAACUAAUUGUUUUAAAUUAUACAACCUCAUUAUAUUUAUAUUAAAUUAUUUACAAUGUGAAGUGGCAAUAAACCAAUAAAUUUCUUGAAUUAA
Molecule: messenger RNA, 737 nt
Organism: Tribolium madens (black flour beetle)
Lineage: Eukaryota; Metazoa; Arthropoda; Insecta; Coleoptera; Tenebrionidae
Product: ADP-ribosylation factor-like protein 6-interacting protein 6
Exons: 3
Coding region: 99-605 (168 amino acids)
Source: RefSeq, a predicted model, not a curated record